AUUUCACUGUUUUUUAUGUCCCAAAAAGGAAAAAUAAAAUAAAAAUUAUCUUUAGCGGCAACUCCAACACAAAUUAACGAAGCACAGAACAACCUCAGCAACCUCAGAGAAAGUGUUGAACGACAACAUAGAGCGAAAACGCUAAUGGCAAUCUCAACCCCUCUCUUCUCUUUCUCUUCUUCUUCUAUCCAUUCAUCUUCACCUCUGUAUCUUCCAAAGCUCCUCUCGCCUUCUUUGACUUUGACACGUGGCAAUUCAACCUCAUUUUCUAAUCUUGUUAUUCGCUCUUCUUAUUCCGAAACGGGUUCUUCCCCUGAGCCCAUCAAUUUCAGGAAUCCUGAAAUUCGGUCCAUGUCUCGGUUGGGUCUUUCGAUGAAUGAAUCAAGCAAACCAUCGUACAAGUGGCAAAGGGUUUUGCUCAAAGUCAGCGGAGAAGCACUUGCAGGAGACCACUCUCAGAAUAUUGACCCAAAGAUAACCAUGGCCAUUGCAAGGGAGGUGGCAUCUGUGACUCGCCUUGGCAUUGAGGUUGCACUUGUUGUUGGUGGGGGUAACAUUUUCCGUGGAUCUUCCUGGGCUGGAAGUAGUGGACUAGACCGCUCAUCUGCUGAUUAUAUUGGGAUGUUGGCCACUGUUAUGAAUGCUAUAUUUCUUCAAGCAACAAUGGAGAGUAUUGGAAUUCCUACUCGGGUGCAGACCGCAUUUCGCAUGUCUGAGGUUGCAGAACCAUAUAUCCGUAGACGGGCUGUGAGGCAUCUAGAAAAAGGAAGAGUUGUCAUAUUUGCUGCCGGAACUGGAAAUCCAUUCUUUACCACAGACACUGCAGCAGCACUCCGAUGUGCUGAAAUUAAUGCAGAGGUUGUACUCAAAGCAACAAAUGUCGAUGGAGUUUAUGAUGAUGAUCCAAAGCUUAAUCCACAAGCACGUCUUCUUGAAAACGUAACCUAUCAGGAGGUAACUUCAAAAGAUCUGUCAGUGAUGGACAUGACUGCCAUAACUUUAUGCCAGGAAAAUAAUAUCCCAGUUGUUGUCUUUAAUCUAAACAAACCAGGUAACAUUGAGAAAGCCAUUAAAGGCGAAAGAGUUGGCACUCUGAUUGGGGGAACAUGGAAUUCUACUAUAUCAAGAACGUGAAAAUAUUUGCAGUCGAAUUACCAAUCAAUUCUUUGUUGGGUUUUUCCUUCACAAUCUUCCAGUUGAGGAUGCCAAAAAUGUGAGGUGCAUUACUUUGCAAUUGGUGUUUUUUGAUGGACUUUUAAGGGUUCUGUUGAGUCAUGAAUCUGUAAAAUAUAACAAGGUAAAUUACUGUUCGAUAUUUCCCUCCCAAGGUUUGGCCUAAUUUUACUUUGCCAUCUUGUGGUUUAAACAAAUGACAUUUUGACUUCUGAACUUUGCUCUGUUAGCACACGAUUGCUGUCUUCUUUUUUAAUCCAUAUUUUGUAUAAUAUUCAUGAAGUACCUUAUAUCUUUCGUCCAAAAAAAAAGGGUACACUUUGGCUG
Messenger RNA from Abrus precatorius (Indian licorice), 1500 nucleotides. Its product is annotated as uridylate kinase. Gene Ontology annotation, cellular component: cytoplasm. Gene Ontology annotation, biological process: UDP biosynthetic process. Gene Ontology annotation, molecular function: UMP kinase activity. The transcript is spliced from 7 exons. The coding region runs from base 145 to 1134 and encodes 329 amino acids. The record is from RefSeq and is a predicted model, not a curated record. Lineage: Eukaryota; Viridiplantae; Streptophyta; Magnoliopsida; Fabales; Fabaceae.